UGUCUAUCUAAUUAAAUUACUGUCAGCAGUUAACCAAUGGCAGGAGCCGUUUCAUCGGCUGCACAGGCAGCAAGAUCAAAAGUGAGCCUUUUCUGAUUGCUGCAUAGUGUCAAUUGGCCAAUCUCUUCUCCCAGGGAAAAAAAAAAGUAAAUCAAACCUUUGAGAAGCAUUUGCUGGUUGAAGUGCUUUCCGUCUAGUGAGGGGGUCUGUGGAUUUCUAGUUUAUGAUAAAUAGCACUUUAAAAACCAGGGAAGGGAGGGCGAUUGCUCUGGUUCUAGAGCUAUGCAGCUGGAGCACUGUCUUUCUCCUUCUAUCAUGCUCUCCAAGAAAUUUCUCAAUGUGAGCAGCAGUUACCCACAUUCAGGCGGAUCUGAGCUUGUCUUGCAUGAUCAUCCCAUUAUCUCGACCACUGACAACCUGGAGAGAAGUUCACCUUUGAAAAAAAUUACCAGGGGGAUGACGAAUCAGUCAGAUACAGACAAUUUUCCUGACUCCAAGGACUCACCAGGGGACGUCCAGAGAAGUAAACUCUCUCCUGUCUUGGACGGGGUCUCUGAGCUUCGUCACAGUUUCGAUGGAUCUGCUGCAGAUCGCUAUCUCCUCUCUCAGUCCAGCCAGCCCCAGUCCGCUGCCACUGCUCCCAGUACCAUGUUCCCUUACCCCAGCCAGCAUGGACCCGCUCACCCUGCCUUCUCUAUCGGCAGCCCCAGUCGCUACAUGGCACACCACCCCGUGAUCACCAAUGGAGCUUACAACAGUCUCCUGUCCAAUUCUUCGCCACAGGGCUAUCCAGCGGCGGGUUAUCCUUACCCUCAACAGUAUGGGCACUCUUAUCAAGGGGCGCCUUUCUAUCAGUUCUCCUCUACUCAACCCGGACUGGUGCCCGGCAAAGCUCAGGUCUACUUGUGCAACAGACCACUCUGGCUGAAAUUUCAUCGACAUCAAACAGAGAUGAUCAUCACCAAACAAGGAAGGCGCAUGUUUCCUUUUUUAAGUUUUAACAUUUCUGGUCUGGAUCCCACGGCUCAUUACAAUAUUUUUGUGGAUGUAAUUUUGGCGGACCCCAAUCACUGGAGAUUUCAAGGAGGGAAAUGGGUUCCUUGCGGCAAAGCGGACACCAAUGUACAAGGAAACCGGGUCUAUAUGCAUCCCGAUUCCCCCAAUACAGGGGCUCAUUGGAUGCGCCAAGAAAUCUCUUUUGGGAAAUUAAAACUUACUAACAACAAAGGAGCUUCAAACAACAAUGGCCAGAUGGUGGUUUUACAGUCUUUGCACAAGUACCAGCCCCGCUUGCAUGUGGUGGAAGUGAACGAAGAUGGCACAGAGGAUACCAACCAGCCAGGGAGGGUCCAGACUUUCACCUUCCCAGAGACACAGUUCAUAGCAGUCACCGCCUACCAAAACACAGAUAUUACGCAAUUGAAAAUAGAUCACAACCCCUUCGCAAAGGGCUUUCGGGAUAACUAUGACACGAUCUACACGGGCUGUGAUAUGGACCGCCUGACCCCUUCGCCCAACGACUCUCCCCGCUCGCAGAUAGUGCCAGGAGCCCGCUAUGCCAUGGCCGGCUCUUUCCUGCAGGACCAGUUCGUAAGCAACUACGCCAAGGCGCGCUUCCACCCGGGGGCCGGGGCCGGCCCAGGCCCAGGCACAGAUCGCAGCGUGCCGCAUACCAAUGGGCUCCUGUCGCCCCAGCAGGCCGAGGACCCCGGGGCCCCGUCACCCCAGCGCUGGUUUGUCACGCCAGCUAACAACCGUCUGGACUUCGCCGCCUCGGCCUACGACACGGCCACUGACUUCGCAGGAAACGCAGCCACCUUGCUCUCGUAUGCGGCGGCGGGCGUCAAGGCUCUCCCACUUCAGGCUGCAGGUUGCACGGGCCGGCCCCUGGGCUACUACGCUGACCCGUCGGGCUGGGGGGCCCGCAGCCCCCCGCAGUACUGCAGCAAGUCCAGCUCCAUGCUCUCGUGUUGGCCUAACAGCGCAGCGGCGGCCGCCCGCAUGGCCAGCAGCAACCCCUACCUAGGCGAGGAGGCGGAGAGCCUGGCUACGGAGCGCUCCCCUUUGCCCCCGGGCUCCGAGGACUCCAAGCCCAAAGACUUGUCCGACUCCAGCUGGAUCGAAACCCCGUCGUCCAUUAAGUCCAUCGACUCCACUGAUUCUGGGAUUUACGAGCAAGCCAAGCGGAGGCGUAUCUCGCCAUCUGACACGCCGGUGUCCGAGAGCUCCUCUCCCCUCAAGAGCGAAGUGUUGACCCAAAGGGACUGUGAGAAGAACUGCGCCAAGGACAUAGGCUACUACGGAUUCUACUCUCACAGCUAGACUUGCAUCCGGCAGCACCGCCUAGGCCCCGCUACAAGCCCCAAGACUCCCUUUCAUCUCCCCCCAAGGCCAGACCCCGACACAACUUUCUUCUUCCCUUUUCAUCUCCACUCACUACAACCCCACUUUCCUCAUUUUGUGCAUUUUCUUUGGGCCCCUCCAUUGCCGUCUUCAGUGAAUAAAUACAGGUCUCCGAGUGUGUUUUUAACCUUCCCCCCCUCCACCCACAACACUCCCCGCCCCGCCCCCCCCCCCACAACCUCUGCAGUUAGCGCACUGAUCUUCAACUUUAGGUGUAAACCUUUGGCCCCUUUAAAUGUCCCGGCCUUUCUUCCCUUUCAUGAAGUUGUCUUUAUCUAAGUUUCUACCCUACCUUCCCUUCUCUCUUCUCCCCUUCUUUGACCCAGUGCUCGUUUUGUUUAGUUUUGUUUUUCCCUUUCCUUGUAAUGAAAUCCUUAACCUUUGGGAGAUCUGGACAGUCCUUGGUUUUGCCAGGCAAAAGCCAAGCAAUGCUAUAGUAAUGCAGCAAUUCCAAUCCUUUCCACACCUUUCCCCCCAACCCUUACCCUCAUUAAGAAGUAGGACGCCUGACUCUAGAACCUGGAGCCCAUACAGCGCUUCCUUCCUUAUCCAUGAAUGGAUGGAUGGAUGGUAGGGAUGUUAAUAAUUUUAGUGGAACAAAGCCUGUGAAAUGUCUGUACAUAGUGUUAAUUUAUUGUAACGAAUGGCUAGUUUUUAUUCUUAUUGUGAAGGCACAAAACCAGUUCAUGCUUAACUCCAUUUAUCUAUCUAUUUAUUUAUUUAUUUUCCUUGAGAGAUGGUUAACUAUAUUCUAGAGGCUCUGGUAAUGUAUAAUGGCCAGCAGCUGUGGCAAUGAGUAAUGGGUUUCUCACUUCUCUGCAAUCCCUCGCAUGGAAUAAUUUACUCUGUGCCCUAAGUGCACACAGCUAAGGAGUACCUACCCACCCUAACUCCUAUAAAGAAUGGGAAUCUGUUUUAUAGGAAAGUUAAUUAAAUGGCAUGAUGCCUCCAAAAAGCAAAGUUAACUGAAUUUGUAAGGUUUUUUUUUUCCACUUCCUAAAUCGAAUAGCUCGACAUCAGCAAUAUUAUUUUGCCUUAUUUGUUUUUCCCAAAGUGCCAAAUCCAUUACUGGUCUGUGCAGGUGCCAAAUAUGCUGACAAACUGUUUCCGAAUUUCUCUUCAGUUUUCUCCCUCUUUAUAUGCUGUAAAUCUUUGUAAUGAAUACUCUAAAACGAUAUAGAUGAUUGAAUUGUUGGUAACUAUAGUGUAGUCCAGUGAAGAUGAAUCGUGUGAGUUGUAUAUUUUACUGCAUUUUAGUUUUGAAAAUGAUUUUUUUCCUCUAACCUAGAAAACAGCUGAAAUCUGACUUCCUUGGAAAAACACUAGCAUUGGUGCGAGUAAGACUGAUUUUUUUUUCCUCUUGUAAGUCUUGUUACAUUUGAUAAGGAACAUUAAUCCCCCUGGAAGUAGAUUAGUAGGAUUUCGAAUGUUGUGUAGCAAACUUAUACAAUUUUUUUUUGGUAUUUUAAAUUAUAACGUGAAAUAUGCAUAAUAAUACACAAUAUUCAAUCUAGAUUCCAGUCCAUGGGGGGGAUUUUCCUAAUAGCAAUUCAGGGUUUAAACGUGUGUAUAUUUUUGACUCUUCUGUAAAUCUAAUGUUGUGAUUUUUAUAUUUGUUAUGUUUUGUCUGUGAACUGAAUAAUUUAUACAAGUACAAGCUCCACUGAGAAAUGUUUUGUUUUUUGCUCGUUUGUAUCGUCUGUGUAUAACAAGUAAAAUAAAUCUGCUAAAACUUUAA
Dromiciops gliroides (monito del monte) is the source of this 4141-nucleotide messenger RNA. RefSeq names its product T-box brain transcription factor 1 (gene TBR1). The record is from RefSeq and is a predicted model, not a curated record. Gene Ontology annotation, biological process: regulation of transcription by RNA polymerase II; cell fate specification; regulation of neuron projection development. Bases 283 to 2322 code for a protein of 679 amino acids. The transcript is spliced from 6 exons. Gene Ontology annotation, cellular component: nucleus. Lineage: Eukaryota; Metazoa; Chordata; Mammalia; Microbiotheria; Microbiotheriidae. Gene Ontology annotation, molecular function: RNA polymerase II cis-regulatory region sequence-specific DNA binding; DNA-binding transcription factor activity, RNA polymerase II-specific.